AUGCUGAAGCACACGGCGCAGGCGCAGGGCCCGCCCACGGCCACCAACACCACCAGCUCGGACCACCACCACCACCACCAGCACCAGCACCACCACGCGCACCCGGCCGCCAACCUCAGCCUCAACCUGUCGCAGCGCCUCAACCACUCGCACGUCUCCACGCUCAGCACCUCCAAGCACUCCCUCGGCAAUGCCAGCAGCGUCAGCCCCGGAGGCGGUGGCGGCAUCGUGGUGGCCAAUGGCGGACCGGGCAGUACAGCGGCACUGCCCAAGAUGGCAAAUGGUGGCCUCCACAUCUCACGGUCCUCGGCCCACCACACGCAGGGAGCACAUACAAUCUCCGGCCGGCACCACACCUCCGGACAUGCCUCACCCACUGGAGGCAGCCGGUUCUCGUGGCGCAGCUACUACCACGGGCAGCUGGGCCCGCCGCGAGAGGCGCUGGGGUCGCUGGGCCUGCUGUGCCUGGCCAGCCUGCUGCUGGCGCUGCUGUCGCUCAUCUUCCUGCUGCGGUUGGCGCCCCUGCCCGCGGGGGAGCCCCCCUCGGACGAGUACGUGCUGGUGCACGACGCCACGCUGGCGCUGUGUGCGCUCGCGCUGUCGCUCAACCUGUGCUGCCUGCUCGUCUGUGCCGUGCAGGUGCUCUUCGCCGUCCGCCUCGUGCGAUCGCCGCACGGCGCCGAGAGAACUAACAAGUACCUGCAAAAAUCAUCAAUAACAAGAAUGUGCGCAGUAAGCGGAUUCUUCAUUUCCAUUCCUGUUUUCCUCACAGGAAUCAUCUUGUACACAUUCAUCCAAUUCCAUUCAACUCCAGCCAUAAUAACCAGCGUAUUUAUUGGUGUUGGUAUUGUGUUCUGUGGUUGUGCCAUGGUUCACAAUGUUUUCGUGUGGCAAAGGGAGAAGACAAAUGCAGUUCGUGCCUUGGCACUACAGCAACAGCAACAGCACCAACACCAACCGUCGCUUCGCCAGCCGACGUCCCCCACACCGUCAGUGGAUCUUUCCAAGGUUGCCUCUGGCCUGCCUCGUGAAGCAAGUGGUAGUGUGAGUCCGGGUGUUCCUGUGGCUACUCUAGACCUCAGCACAGCUGUGUCACCACACGAAUUAUCGACACUUGUGUGAAAUGUCAGUUUCAUAAAUUUACUUGUGUAACUGGUGUUUGGUGAUUUUUUUUUUGGCCUGCUCACAAACAUGUUUUACAAAUAGAUAUCACAGGAUGAAAUGUGUCAGUGCCAGUGUUAUUUACAAGGAGAAAAUUAAAUCC
Schistocerca piceifrons (Central American locust) is the source of this 1264-nucleotide messenger RNA. RefSeq lists its product as uncharacterized. The coding region runs from base 1 to 1122 and encodes 373 amino acids. Lineage: Eukaryota; Metazoa; Arthropoda; Insecta; Orthoptera; Acrididae. The record is from RefSeq and is a predicted model, not a curated record. The transcript has 7 exons.